Molecule: messenger RNA, 788 nt
Organism: Solanum pennellii
Lineage: Eukaryota; Viridiplantae; Streptophyta; Magnoliopsida; Solanales; Solanaceae
Exons: 3
Coding region: 149-613 (154 amino acids)
Source: RefSeq, a predicted model, not a curated record
AAAAUUGAACAUAUAUAUCUAUAUCUAUAUAUAGAGAGAGAGGAGCAAAUUUCAUUCCGUCCUACAUUGUUGAACAUUCUUUUUUAAAAUUUUACUCGUUCCGCCUCAUUUUAUUGUUAUUCCUAUAAAGGGUUUUAACACAUUUCUGAUGGCUACGACGGCUACACCGGCGGCAACCAGUACGGCGACAACUUCCGAGAAGAAGAAGCCGGUGUUUGUCAAAGUGGAAAGCCUAAAACCUGGAACACAUGGUCAUAACUUGACGGUUAAAGUUGUUGAAUCGAACACUGUCAAGGCCACCGGCGGCGGCGGCCGUGGUGGCAGAGUAUCGGCGUCAUUAAAUUCUCGUGCUCCACCACGGAUCUCCGAGUGCCUCAUCGGUGAUGAGACAGGGUCCAUCCUCUUCACUGCUCGCAACGAACAGGUUGAUUUAAUGAAGCCAGGUGCGACUGUGAUUCUGAGGAACGCAAAGAUUGACAUGUUCAAGGGUUCCAUGCGGCUUGCAGUAGACAAAUGGGGCCGCGUUGAAGUUACUGAAUCUGCUGAUAUUGCUGUUAACGAUCAAAACAACCUUUCUUUAGUUGAGUAUGAGUUGGUGAAUGUUGAUGAGUAGAGGGAACUAAUUAAUAGCUCGGUAGUUUUUAAGUUGUCGAGUCCAAUUCUUGUUUUAUUUGUUAAUUAUUGCAUUCCUUGAAAUUUUAUAUGGAAUUUUAUGUGCCAGAAUGACAGCAUUUCAGCCCUUAUAAUAUGUUCCCAUACCAUGGAAAUGUCUGCCAUUGUUUAUUCUG